AAGUGUUUACUAAUAACAUGUUUAUGAAAUGAAUAUCGAUUUCAUAAUUGGUGUGAAAUAGUGGUUAAAACUGCGACAAAAUGUUGGAUAAAGUGUUGGAGCGGACAGUGAUGUGGAAGCGAUGGACACUAUUGGCGUUGUGUUGCAUUGGCAUCGCCUCCACUAUCAUCAUAUCGGGUGUGUCUCUGGCUAUUGUCGAUACCAUCGAUUCCGGUGACACUAAUCACACCGAGGAGGCCGUUCACACCAUGACAGUGGCCAAGAGUUCGGCGAAAAUCAUGAUAAUAGUGUCGACUGUCAUCACAAUACUGGUCGACAUAUUCGCCUUCUUCGGCGGUUAUAAAAACAGCUAUUAUAUGACACUCACUUACAUCAUACUAAUGGUGCUCAUAGGGUUGGGCAGUAUAUUGAUUGGCUUCCGGACCGAGUGCUGGUACACCACUAUAUUCCACUUUCUCAUACUGGGGUUGGCCUACGAUUUGCGGCUCAUCAAGAAUAAGGCGUUCAUUCACCACCACAAACAGCAACUAAAGGAACAGGAGCGUCAUAAACAUUGGCACAAAUACGCCCCUGUGGUGGUGGUAACCUGUGGUCAGCCGUUAACACCAGGAUCACCUCAAUUUGAUGGACACCUCGCCCAUAACCAGCAGCAGCCAUACACUAUAAACAUACAGCCGGCACAUCCUGAACACCAGCAACAGUAUUAUGCUGUCGGUCACAGUUCGGACCUCUGGGAUAUGACCAGGCCACGGGUAUCUGAAAACCUACCCCCGUAUCCGUAUUUAAAUGACCAAGACUCUAAGAUUAUGACUAAAAAGAUGCCAUAA
Molecule: messenger RNA, 827 nt
Organism: Oppiella nova
Lineage: Eukaryota; Metazoa; Arthropoda; Arachnida; Sarcoptiformes; Oppiidae
Source: the annotation of a GenBank genome assembly